AUGUUUUUGGAAGGAUUCUUUGAUCCUCAAAGCAGGAAUGAAGGUACCCAAGGUGAAAAGUCAACCCUUCAACCGCUCUCUAAUGCUGUCAUCUCAAGAAUCCCUCUCAGGAACUGUCUGCUUCUGGUGUCAUCUAGUUUGCAUCCCGAGUGUGAAUAUAUUUUUCAGUUGGCGAGAGAUGAGCAACGCUGUCUCCGAGAGAUUGCAGAGCUUGGAAACAUCAGCGGGUCAGGUUGUUUACCUGUAUGGGAUUCUGUAUUGUGCUGGCCCAAAACGGCAGUGGGUGAGACAGUCCACUCGCCCUGUCCUGCCGUUUUCUCUCUCUUCAGGAAUAACACAGGUACAGUGAGUCGUAACUGCACCGCUGGAGGCUGGUCGUGGCCAUUUCCCCCCUACCAUGAGGCCUGCAGUGUUGAAGCUAACAUCCCAGAGGAGUCGUAUUUUGCCACUGUGAAACUAAUCUACUCGGUUGGUUACGGAUCGUCACUGAUCUCUCUCUCAGUUGCCGUGGUAAUACUGCUGCUCUUCAGGCGACUACACUGCGAUCGAAACUACAUCCACAUGCAGCUGUUCUUUUCCUUCAUCCUGAAAUCUGCGUCUGUGUUUAUAAAAGACGCUACGCUGUUCGCCAGUGAUGACACAGAUCACUGCACACUCUCUACGGCAUCCUGUAAGGCAUCAGUGGUGUUUUGUCAUUAUUGCGUGAUGACUAAUUUCUUCUGGUUGCUGGUGGAGGCCAUGUAUCUGAAUUCACUGUUGCUCUCAGCAUUCCCACGCAGUCGUUGCUGCCUGUGGAGUUUUGCUCUGUUGGGCUGGGGUGUUCCAUUAGUCUGCAUCGUCAUUUGGAUCUGCUCCAGAGUGUAUUUUGAGGACACAGAGUGCUGGGACAUCAAUGACGAAUCCCCUUAUUGGUGGAUCAUCAAGGGUCCUAUUGUAGCAUCCAUUGGGGUGAACUUCCUUCUUUUCAUGAAUAUUAUCAGGAUUCUGGUGCAAAAGCUGAACCCUCGUUUGAUCCAGUUCAACAACUCUGCUCAGUACAGGCGACUGACCAAGUCCACCCUCCUCCUAAUCCCUCUAUUCGGCACUCAUUACAUGGUGUUCAGCUUCCUUCCAGACUUCUUCAACGUGAGCCUGCGGCUUUACAUCGAGCUCUGUCUGGGCUCCUUCCAGGGGCUCAUUGUGGCGGUUCUCUACUGUUUUCUGAACCAGGAGGUUCAGAAUGAAAUGCGGUUACGAUGGAUGCGCUAUCAAGAGGGGAGUUACAAUGUAGUCCCUGUUGGAGCCAAAGGAAGCCAGAUGGACACUCCAUUUUAGAGUCACUAAAACCGAGGAUCAGUAAUGCCUUCAUUCAGCUUGACCUCAACACCUCCAGUGGUCCUUAAUCUCCAUAAAUCAACAGCUAACAUCUGCAGGAAGGAAAUCAAACACAAUUUUGAUGUAUGCAGAUUGCAUUGCUCACUUUCUACAAAAACAAAUCACUUAGAGCAAGAUCAUCUCAAGUAACUGCAGUAUGAACGAUUGCAACUUGCUGACUUUAGACAAUUGCUAGAAAUAAUCCAUUUCAUUAUCAUCAUUUUAAAAGGUAAACUGCUUGCAUGAGAUAGUCAAGACAAGUUCUUCAAAGCCAUACCAGCUAGACAGAUACUGGUUAUGCCCUUCAUAUUUAGACCCUAAACAAUUUUAUUUCCCAUUGAAACAUGAAGUUGGGAUGGGGCAUAUCGAAAGGCUUUUUUUUAAAAUAGCCAUUAGGCUUUAUUUUACAUCAAAGGCCAGGAAACCCAUGACUGCAUGCGGAUUGAAUUUGGGAGUGGGACAUUGCCAUUCUAGAGAGCAUUUUAUCAGACCAAAAUUUCUGUAUGUCCCUGUGAACAUGAUGAAUCAUCAAUAUUUUUGGUCCAUCUUCCCUUAAGAGAAAUACUACGUUUUAUAUGCAUAUAUCUGCUUAAAGAUUUGGUCAACUUGUCAACUAGCACAUAGAUGGACUCAAAGCUACUAGACACAAAGCCACAAAAUUUGUAUUUUGAUUCUGUGGGGUCCCUAAUAAUAAUAUUUAAUACUCUGUUAAAGGACAGUGCGGCAGGUUUGAAAAUGUAUCUAUGUACAUAUUUAUGUACAGUUUUUACUAUUUAAAUGGAAGAAUUUAAAGAUUCCUUGAUAUAUUAAUUAAUUUCUGUGUGAGUUAUAUUUAAAUGUAUGUUUUCUUUUUCUUUUUCUCCUAUUUACGUUGUUCUGCUGGUUGACUAGGCACUCCAAAAUCAGCAAACAACUAAAAACUGAAAGUUGUAGCUACUUUACAAAAGUGACUGAGAAGUAAUAGUAAAAAUUUGGUUUUCUAUUUAUUGCCUUUCCUUUUUCUUGUUUAUUUUGUUUUACUCUCAAGCGGAACUCAUCCCAACAUACUGGACCAGCUCAAAGCAUACACUCAAACCAAAACAAGUAAUGAAAGAAUCUGCUCUGUUCCUCCGUACUCAUGCCUCAGAAUGAAUGUGGACUAUUUUAGUUUUUCAUAGUUGCUUCAGGCACAGGACCAAAUACUGCAGUUCAGUUUCUUUGGAUGUAGCAUCUCCUCUCCUCACCAGUGUGCAUUUAUAUUCUGUUGCCUAUAAAAAGCAAGUGAAGUCAUUGCAAAUGAAUAUAGGGUAAAUAUUAUACUGUGUUUUUAAUAUUUUUUUUGGUUUGUUUGUUGUCCGUUUACAAAUGUUAGUGGCCUUCAGUGUGUUUUUCAUCUACAGAGCACAUAACAAAGAUGGAAACAUUUUCCCAUGAUGCUACAUCUGUGUAAUGGAUUUUCCUUUAAUAGUGAAAUUACGUUUAUGUUAUAAUUGAUGUAACUGCUGUGUUUGUGUACAUGUGCUUAAGUGUGUGUAUUUGUGCAAGUAUGUACUUAAGCAACCUGGCACAGUGUGUUGGCCUAUCUGUACCUAUUUUUAAAAGCAAGAGCUGGUGUUUGGCUUUAUGUCUGACAUAUAAUAACAUUUUAU
Myxocyprinus asiaticus (Chinese sucker) is the source of this 2981-nucleotide messenger RNA. Its product is annotated as growth hormone-releasing hormone receptor-like. Gene Ontology annotation, molecular function: G protein-coupled peptide receptor activity; peptide hormone binding; growth factor binding. Gene Ontology annotation, biological process: adenylate cyclase-activating G protein-coupled receptor signaling pathway; cell surface receptor signaling pathway; positive regulation of cell population proliferation. Lineage: Eukaryota; Metazoa; Chordata; Actinopteri; Cypriniformes; Catostomidae. Bases 1 to 1314 code for a protein of 437 amino acids. Gene Ontology annotation, cellular component: plasma membrane. The record is from RefSeq and is a predicted model, not a curated record. The transcript is spliced from 13 exons.